CCCCCCCAGCUCUUCCAACAGCAUGCCUUUCCCCCACCUCCCUUCCAACAGCAUGCCUUUCCCCCACCUCUCUUCCAACAGCAUGCCUUUCCCCCACCUCUCUUCCAACAGCAUGCCUUUCCCCUAGUCUCUGAAAAGAACACGAACCUAGAAGAGAAGGAGAAGUUUGAACAUGCCGGCUGAAACCAUUCCUCCUCUUCACAGCUACUGCGGAACUUCCGGGUUACAACCGGAUAUCCUUUAAAAUGGCUAGGAGUGAAAAUGAGCCAUUUUGUGUGAAAUUUAUCAAGUCUCCUGAAAAUUCUGAAUACUUCUUUAAAGCUUAUGAGGCAAUCAAGCAGAUUCAGUCUGAUGAAUCUCUUCAGCUAACUGAAGAAAGUGAGGCACUUCUCUUGAAAGAAAAAGACAAAUCUCUCUACAUUUGUGAUCCUUUUAGUGGUGCUGUCUUUAACCAUCUGAAAAAGCUUGGCUGUAGGAUAGUUGGGCCACAAGUUGUCAUUUUUUGUAUGGAGCAUCAAAGACGUGUCCCUCGUGCUGAAUAUCCUGUCUAUAAUAUGGCAAUGGCUGAUGUGACAAUUUCCUGUACCAGUCUCGAUAAAGAAACUAGGGAAGAUGUGCAUAAUUAUGUACAACUCAUGGGAGGCUGUGUAUACAGGGAUCUUAAUGUUUCUGUUACACACCUAAUUGCUGGUGAAGUGGGCAGUAAAAAAUACCUGGUGGCUGCAAGCCUAGAGAAGCCCAUUCUUCUUCCGUCUUGGGUGAAAGCAUUAUGGGAUCAAUCAAAUCAGCAGAUUAUUCGAUACUGUGAUGUAAACAUGAAAGAAUAUUUGUGCCCAAUAUUUCGUGGUUGCACUAUCUGUGUCACAGGAUUAAACAGUUUAGACAGAAAGGAGGUGCAACGUCUUACAACCCUCCAUGGAGGAGAGUACACAGGGCAACUCAAAAUGAAUGAAUCUACACACCUUAUUGUACAAGAGGCUAAAGGCCAGAAAUAUGAGUGUGCCAGAAAGUGGAAUGUACACUGUGUCUCCGUUCAAUGGUUCUUCGACAGUCUGGACAAAGGAUUCUGUCAGGAUGAAACAAUGUAUAAAAUUGAGCCUGCUACUAGUUUAAAAUCUGUGCCAGAUACAUCCACUCCUACAGGUGACAAUAAGAAACCAGAUAGUCGGGCCAUUUAUGAUGUCAGCCAAAUUUCAAAUAUAAGUACAAGCUGCGUUAACGAAUCGGCUUUUAAUUCUGUGAUGACCAGCAGACUGGAUCCUCCAGCAGAUGCCCUUGAGAACUUGGAUAUCAGUUCAUUACAAGCUCCAGAAGACCUUCUUGAUGGCUGCCGAAUAUAUUUGUGCGGGUUUGGGGGAAGAAAGUUGGACAAGUUGAGAAGGCUAAUCAACAGUGGUGGGGGUGUGCGAUUUAGUCAGCUUACCGCAGAUGUAACCCAUAUUAUUGUUGGAGAAACUGAUGAAGAACUAAAGCAGUUUUUGAGCAAAACUCAACACAGGCCUUAUGUGUUAACUGUAAAAUGGCUACUGGAAAGCUUUUCAAAAGGACAUCUGCAACCUGAGAACAUAUAUUCCCAUUCAAGCUAUCAACAAACUGAGCUUUCUUCACCAGUUCAGCCUGCCUUUAAUUUAACUGCUCAAAAGAUCAGUAGUACACGAGGGCCUCUAAACCACACUCACAACCAACAGGCAGAUGAGGACCUGCUGUCUCAGUACACAGAAAAUAACUCCACUUUAAUUGAGGACGAACAUCCUAAAAUCUCUAAUACCAACAGUAUUUCUCAAAUGAGCAUGCAUGAAGAUAUGACAUCUUGUACCAGCCAAAGUGGUUUGGCGGAUACAUCCACCAUAAUUGAAGGAGGCUUAUUCAGCCGUAAACAAUUCUUGGUGCUGGGCUUUUUGGAGGAAGAUGAGGCAUGCAUCAUAGACAUAAUAAAAAAGAAUGCUGGCAAGGUGCUUUCAUCUCAGAAAAGAGCCAUUGCUGAUUAUGCUGUAGUUCCCUUACUGGGUUGUGAGGUGGAAUCUACAGUUGGAGAGGUUGUGACCAAUGCUUGGCUGGGCAUGUGUAUAGAACAAGAGAAGCUCCUAGACCCACAUUCAAAUGCACUUUUUACACCUGUGCCAUGUUUGGAAGGUAGUCGACCGCUGCAAGAGUGCGUGCUUUCUGUCAGCCAGUUUAUGGGCGCUGAAAGGGAUUCAUUAGUUUACUUGGCCGGUUUGCUUGGAGCAAAAGUUCAAGAGUUUUUUGUGCGGAAGGCCAAUCCAAAAAAAGACAUGUUUGCCAGUACACACUUAGUUCUUAAAGAUGCUGAAGGGUCAAAAUACGAAGCAGCCAAAAAGUGGAAUUUGCCAGCAGUGACAAUGAAGUGGCUUUUGCAGUGUGCUAGAACUGGUAAAAAAGCAGAUGAACACCAUUAUCUUGUUGACAGUGUUCCUGAAGAAGAUGAGAGUUUUAUAAGUCAGACAUACAAACCACAAGUAUCCAGGCGAUCAAUGGAUGCACCAUGCCAUCAAGAAAACCAUCCACAAGCCCUAAAGAAAGCUGCAGUUACUCCACUUGACAUGAACCGGUUUCAGAGCAAAGCAUUUCAGUCUGUUAUUUCUCAGCAUAACAAGAACCCACAAACACCUGGAGGGGAAAGCAAAGUUCUUCAGAGAGAACCAUCUUUGCAUCUUGACACACCAUCAAAAUUUCUUUCCAAAGACAAACUUUUCAAACCCUCCUUUGAUGUUAAGGAUGCUCUUGCAGCUCUGGAAACACCCGGAGGUCCCAACCAAAAAAGCAGGACACAGAGCACUCCCCUGUCUGAAGUUAUUGGUAGGAAUUUGCAGCUGGCUAUUGCAAACAGCACACGUCAAACUGCUGCGGUCACUGCAAGCCCUCAGCUAAAGGCAGCAGAACAAAAAGAGCAGUUAGAGAACUCCAAGGUACUGCAUAAUGUUGUUAUAUGUGUGAGCAAGAAGCUAAUUAAAAAACAAGGUGAACUGAAUGGCAUUGCUGCUUCACUUGGAGCAGAAUACAGAUGGUGCUUCGAUGAAAGCGUGACCCAUUUUAUCUACCACGGACGACAAAACGACAUGAGUCGAGAAUACAAAUCUGUGAAAGAACGAAGUGGCAUCUGCAUAGUUUCUGAACACUGGCUAUUAGCUUGUUCAGAACAACAGAAGAGAGUACCUGAGGCUCUCUAUCCCCAUACCUACAAUCCUAAAAUGAGCUUGGAUAUCAGUGGUGUACAAGAUGGAUCUCACACAGCCAGCAAAUUCUCAGCAGACACCUCUCUUCAGCUGGAUGAGAAUUGUGAAUUAAGGCUUCAGCAGAAUGAUGAACUUGGGGAGACAUCCGAUGACCAGGUUAAAAAGGAAGCUGAUAAUAGAGAUCCUCAAAACCCUUUAAAAGAAGUGAAAGGAGCUUUAACUCAGACUUUAGAGAUGAGAGAAAAUUUCCAGCGGCAGCUACAAGAAUUAAUGUCUGCAACUUCAGUGGUAAAGCCUCAAGGGCCCCGGGGCUCCUUGACUAGAGUUGGCUUUGAUAAUUCUCCUUGUACACCUGAAGGGGCACGUUCUACACGUAAUGGAAGAAGUAGAGUUUUGGAAGCACUAAGACAGUCUCGGCAGGCUACAACAGACCUCAAUACAGAGCCAUCACAGAACGAGCAAAUAAUUUGGGAUGAUCCUACUGCCAGAGAAGAAAGAGCAAAGCUGGUCAGCAAUCUACAGUGGCCCGACAGUCCCUCCCAGUAUUCAGAACAGCUUCAGCUUAAUAUGACUGAUGCUGGUGGAAAUUAUGCAGCAGUAAAGGAAUCUUUAACAGAUACUGAAAUAGCAGAAUUGGAAGCUUGUGAAUUUGAGCAUAAAUCAGUCACUAGAGCUCCUAUGACAGAGAAUGAUUUGCAGUCUCCAAACAAACUGGAUCAACUCACUCCUACCCCACAAGCUCCAAGCAUUGCAUUUCCACUUGCCAACCCUCCAGUGGCACCACAACCUAAAGAAAAGCCUGUGAAACCAUUUUCAGAGGAGAAAACCAUAAAGGAGCGUCGCUUCCAGCUAUCAUCCUUGGACCCUCAAGAACGAAUUGAUUACUCACAGCUUAUUGAGGAAAUAGGGGGGGUGGUGAUAGAAAAACAGUGUUUUGAUCCAAGCUGCACACAUAUCAUUGUGGGGCAUCCUCUUCGGAAUGAGAAAUAUUUGGCCUCAAUGGCUGCAGGAAAGUGGGUACUACACCGGUCAUAUCUGGAAGCCUGCAGAGCUGCAAAACAAUUCAUACAGGAGGAUGACUAUGAAUGGGGAAGCAAGUCUAUACUGAGUGCUGUGACCAACAUAAAUCCCCAGCAGAGGAUGCUGGCAGAGGCUGCAAUGAGAUGGAGGAAAAAGCUGCAAGGAAUAAAGCAAAAUAUGGGCAUUGCUGAGGGUGCAUUCAGCGGCUGGAAAGUCAUUUUAAAUGUUGACCAAACAAAGGAACCUGGUUUCAAACGUUUGCUUCAGUCAGGAGGUGCAAAGGUAUUUGCUGGCCAUUCUUCUGCUCUGUUUAAAGAAGCCAACCACCUCUUUGCUGACUUCAGCAAACUGAAACCUGAUGAGCCCAAGGUGAAUGUGGCCGAGGCUGCAGCACAAGGAGUAAACUGCCUAAAGCCAGAGUAUAUUGCCGACUACCUCAUGAAGGAGCCUCCUCCACCAGUCAACAAUUACUGCCUCCCUGAUGCUCUGCCAUAUCUUCAGAUCACAGUGACUGGGCUUUCUCGCAAAAGGAAAAACUCUGGAGACAUCUCUGAUGUUAAGAGAUCACGGCUUUACUGAGAGAGUGAGAAGUAAGAGCUAAAGGCAGCAGCUUAGCAAUACCAGCUAUGUUGCACUGUUCUUUUGUAACAAAAUGGUAUAUUCUUUGUCAUGUCUGUUUAUUUAUAUGGGAAUAGAUUUUAUAUUUCAGAUAAUUUGUAGAAAUGUAUACAAAUAACAUGCAAUGUGGUUUUUUUAUACAAUGUGGCAUAUGUUGCAUGCCAUCCAUAUUCAUUGUGUACUGUUGCGGCCCAUUUAUUUGUACACCUGUAUAAAAAGCAACUCUUUCUACUUAUAUUGAUAUUGUAGUUCCCUUAUUACUCCUGACCAAGUUGCAGGGGACCAGCAAUAUUAAAUUACAUGCACAUUUGUAUGUAUAUUACUGUUUGUAUAUGUUCAACACAAUAAAUUUAAACACAAAAACUACCUCAUCCAUCUUGAAUAUGAUGUAGGAAAAUGAAAUCAUACUUUUACAUACCCGAAAUAUCAGUAACAUCUGUUAAAGAAUAUGUAAAUCUUAAAAUAUGUCAUGAAAAAUUGUUUGGUGCUUUCCUAAGAACUUUUGCAAUAUUUGUUAUUUUUGCAGAUUCAGAGCUGCUAAUAUAUGAAUUUUUUAACAACAGCGCCACUUGUUGGUCAGUUCCUGUAACUGUACAGUCAGUGAGAAAUUCAAAAGAAAAACCGAAAAGUGUUCUGAUGUUGCUCUGCUCUAGAAGGGGAAUGGGUAUAUUUAUUAACAUUGGGGAGAAACCUUACUGACUUGAUGUUGCCCAUUAUUUUAUAUCUAUGUACCAUCUGGUUUCUCUCUGAUCCAUUUGAGCAGUUUGGAGGGUACACAAUGGUUUGGUUAUAAUCUAACCUCAGUAAAUAUGAAUAUAAUCGA
Messenger RNA from Xenopus tropicalis (tropical clawed frog), 5655 nucleotides. RefSeq names its product DNA topoisomerase II binding protein 1 (gene topbp1). Gene Ontology annotation, molecular function: chromatin binding. Gene Ontology annotation, biological process: chromatin organization; DNA replication initiation; protein localization to chromatin. The record is from RefSeq and is a predicted model, not a curated record. The transcript has 28 exons. Bases 246 to 4793 code for a protein of 1515 amino acids. Gene Ontology annotation, cellular component: spindle pole; centrosome; chromosome. NCBI's taxonomy places the organism in Eukaryota, Metazoa, Chordata, Amphibia, Anura, Pipidae.